Elgaria multicarinata webbii is the source of this 2481-nucleotide messenger RNA. It is a transcript of the gene IGSF8, whose product is annotated as immunoglobulin superfamily member 8. Bases 1 to 2478 code for a protein of 825 amino acids. The record is from RefSeq and is a predicted model, not a curated record. Lineage: Eukaryota; Metazoa; Chordata; Lepidosauria; Squamata; Anguidae. Gene Ontology annotation, cellular component: membrane. The transcript has 9 exons.
AUGGAAGCCCACCAAGCCAGCAAGGCCAUGGUGGGGGGCUGCAUCCGAAGCGGCGCCCAGUCCCUGGUCCUGCUGGAAGACCCGACUGGGUCGACACGCCAAGCCGGCUUGAGCAGCCAGAGGGUGAUGGAAAAGAGGGAUGAGGAUCCUGAGGAAAACUCCAGAAAGCCACACUGGAAGAUGCCACAGGGCUACCUGGAUACAGAGGAGGCUGCAGGGUUCAUAGCCGCCCCAGCGACUUCCCCAGAGGUCCUGCAGAACUUGGCCGGACCUCGACGGUCACGGAAGAACCUGCUGACCGUUUGCCUCGGCUGCCAGAAGCCCAGUGGGGGCCCAAUUGGAACCGCAAGCAGGAAUCCGGGGUCACGAGGGGGCCGCAGGCUGACGCUACGGGAUUGCACCUGCCGAGAACAAAGGCCCAGGUCCCUCCGGGCAGGCAGCGGGCCAAGGGCAGUGGGGCUGAGCCAUGUGGCGCAGGAGGGCGUGGGCGAGAUCCGACGCCCACCAGCCACUGAGAACGCCGGGGCGAAGCAGGCCACGAAGGCGGAACGAGCCCAGCGUCACUGCGACUCCGGGCACGAAACGGAGCUGGCUUCUGCCGCCCUGAUGCUAAACGCGACCGCUUGGGAAGAAGCGUCCUUCUGUCGUGGAAAAGGACCAUGGAUGUUUGAAAUUCUCAGCGACGGGAGAGAAGUCCACCUCCCGCCAGGGCCCCUGUACCGUGUGGAAGGCACGGCCGUGUCUAUCCCCUGCAACGUCUCCGAGUACGAGGGACCUACCCUACAGCAGUUUGAAUGGUUUGUGUAUCGCCCGGCGGCUCCUGACAUCUCUAUCGGCGUGAUCAGCACCAAGGACCCCAAGUUCCCUUAUGCCAUCUUUGGGCCCCGGGUGCAGGCGGGGAAUGUGUCCAUCCAGCGGGUCCGGGGCGACGCCGUGGAGCUACGAAUCAAGGAGAUCCGUGUGGAAGACAUGGGCAUUUAUGAGUGUUACACACCCACCACGGACUCCAAAUACCACGGCACCUACAGCGCCAAGGUGGAGCUGAGAGUGAUCCCCAACAGGCUCUCCGUGGCUGCCGUUUCCCCCUCCUUCGUGAAGCCCCCUCUCCGGGGCCGCGGGGCCGCCGGUGCUUCUCCGCCGCUGCAGAGGACUCUGUUGGAGAGCCAAGACCUGCGGCUGGCGUGCCGCGUGGCCAGCGAGACGCAGCAGCACACCCACCUCUCCGUGUCCUUCGGCUUCUCCGCACCCGAGACCCCCGGCGACCUGCGGACUUUGCAGGAGGUGAUCGGGGUACGGCGUGAUUUUGCCGUGGAGGCUGGCAGGCGUUUUGCCGAGCGGCAUGGUGCCCACGAGCUGUCGCUCACCAAGCUGGGAGACCAGCAGUACCAGAUGGAGUUGGGUGGGCUGAGGCCGGAAGAUUCCGGGAGGUACCACUGCACUGUAGGGGAAUGGAUCCAGGAUCCUGAUGGCAGCUGGCAGAAGAUCGCAGAGAAGCGGCUGGUGCUGGCUCAGGUCACAGUCCAAACCAUUGCUAGUCAGCUGGCAGUGGCUGCCGGCCCUCCCAGCGUCCGCGUCAGCUCCGGAGAAGCCCUGGAACUUCUCUGCAACGUCUCCGGGCUCCCGGCUCCUCCGUCGCCUCGUGCCGCCUACUCUGUGGCCUGGGAACUGAGCAAGGGAGCGGCCCCCGAGGGACGCCUCGUGGCCCGCUUGGAGGCAGACGGUGCGACGGCCCUGGGCGAGAGCUACGCCAACCGCAACGUGGGCCAGAGGCACGUCUCCCUGCAGAAGCUGGGCUCCCCUCCGGGCUCCCACCUGCUGCGGAUCGAGUCCACCCAGCCAGGGGACGUGGGCACCUACCAGUGCGUGGUGCGGGCCUUCGUGCGCUCCUCCAUCGCAGAGCUGCGUGAAGUAGCCGUUGGCCGGUCCCAGGCCUUGGUGGUUGACAUGAAAUCGGAAGCCGUGCUCCUCGAAGCCAGUGCCUGGCUGCCCGCCCCCACCAUCUACCGCGGGGACACGGCGGAGGUGCGCUGCAACGUUUCGGUGGAGUCGACCGAGGCGGUCCACCUGGCGCUCGGCUGGUGGGCGGAGCUGCCCAAGCGGGAUUCUCAGCCACGGGGCGCCAUGCUGGCCACGGUGAGCCGCGAGGGGGUGGCCGACCUCGGGCGCCGGGCGUCGGGUGGCGCCGUGAGCGUGGACAAGGUCGGGCCGCUGAGCUACCGCCUCCGCCUCCACGGGGUGCAGCCGUCGGACGAGGGGAAGUACCACUGCGCGGUGACGGCCUGGGUGCGCUACCCCGACCUCAGCUGGUACAAUGCCGGAUCCGCCAAGUCCAACCUGGUCACCGUGUACCCGUACGCGCUGCCCAUGGACACCCUCUUCAUCCCGUUCCUGGUGGGCAUCUCCAGCGCCCUGUUCAUGGGGGUGACCAUCCUCGUCACGGUCACCUGCUGCUUCAUGAAGAGGCUCCGCAAGAGGUGAAGG